AUGCUGCCACCGACUCAAGGAGAGCUCCACUACCUUGUCCAGCACCUACGGCUGGUGAUCAUCCACUCGCUUGACCACUUCAACUACGCCAAUGCCGAGUUUGCUGGCGAGCGCUUGCUCACCCUUGACCCCCGUAACUUGGAGCUGAUCUACUUGUACGCGUUGCUGUUGGUGCAUCAACGCAAGUAUAAGCUGGCCUACAAUCGCCUCUACGCCGUGGUGGCCCACGCCGACACCGUGACCCAUUUGGGGUGCACUUAUCUUUUCGCUAGGUGUUGUCUUCAUCUUGAAAAGUACAAGGAAGGGGUGUACCAGCUCACCAAAGGCGACUUCCUUUACGUUGGUAGCGAGAAGAAAACGACGCCCAAGCAACGCCAUGAAUACGAGACCCACCGCUCAAUAUACCCCGACCCCCUGGUCAUCUACCAUUUGUUAGGUGAUCUCUAUCGCAAACUAAAUGACGUUAAGAACAGUGCGUUAAGUUAUACUCAGGCCCUUCAGUGGAACCGAUUUGACUUUGAGGCGUUCCAGCAAUUGUGUAAGCUUGGGGUUGACGUCAAGGCGAAAGCGGUGUUUGACGGUACUUUGACCGAUACCAACGUGUUUAUCGCCACUGAUACUCAGGAGGUAUGGCACGAAGAUGCCGAGGAUAGUGUGGGUGACAUCUUGAGUCCUCCGAGGGCCAACUUGACGUUUGAUGGGGUGUUAAAGCGACUGGCAAAUAGCGAUUUCCCCAAGCCUAAACCUCAAUUUUCAGGGCGAAUGGCACCCCGCAACCUGAACCUUGCCAAUACCUCGUUUGGCUCGAUCACACUAGCUCCUCCCGAGAGAAGCCACGGUCCCAAUGCACCGGGGCAGGCGUCAGCGCGUAAUUUCUCCCUGAAACCGCCAAUGCACCGACUGACGCUGGUGGAAACGUCACUCUUUGUCACUAAGGAAAUCGUCAAAGCAGAGCAAACGCUAGCAAAACUCUAUUUGUUGCUAGGACGAGCGUUUAAGGCACUUUGUCGAUACGAUUGUUAUAAAGCUAUUCGCUUACUAGAGCUGCUACCGGAUAAAGAGAAGGAUACUCCUUGGGUGCUUGCCAAGCUUGGUAAGCUUCAUUACGAGAUCGUUAACUAUAAACAGCUGGAGUUCUUCUUUGCUAGACUCCGACAAGUUGAUCGUACGCGGCUUGAGGACAUGGAAUACUUCUCCACGCUUUUGUGGCAUCUCCACAAAAAAGCCGAUCUUACCUAUUUGGCUAACGAGCUUCAUGAUCUCGACCCCCAACUGCCGGUUACAUGGUGUGCCAUCGGCAAUCUUUUCUCACUCAAUCGGGAACCUGAUGAAGCGAUAAAAGCGCUCAACAAAGCUACUAAACUCGAUAAGCUGUUUGUGUAUGCUUACACUCUCAAGGGUCACGAGUACUUUUCCAACGACAACUACGAGAUGGCAUUCGAAAACUUCCGUACCUCGCUUUUACUUGAUGGUCGCCACUACAACGCUUUUUACGGCAUUGGUAUGGUGUACAUGAGUCUUGGCGACUACCAAAAGGCUGACUACCACUUCCGCAAAGCAGUGGGGAUCAACCCCAUCAAUAUUAUUCUCAUCUGCUGUGUGGGGAUGGUGCUUGAUAAACUCGGCAAAAAAACGCUUGCACUUCGCCAAUAUGAUUUGGCGUGUAAGCUCCAGCCACUCAAUCCGUUGCCGCUAUUCAAAAAAGCCCAAUUGCUCUUUUCCCUCCAACAAUUUGCUGAGGCUUUGAAGAUUUUCGAAACAUUAAAGGAGAUUGCUCCAGACGAAGCCCUGGUGCACUUCCUUUUAGGCCAGCUUUACAAUAUCCAGAACGACAAGUUCAGUGCAAUCCGUGAGUUUACCAUUGCCCUCCACUUGGACCCUAAAGGAAACUACAUUAUCAAGGAGGCAAUGGAGCUGCUCAAAGACUAA
Messenger RNA from Diutina rugosa, 1929 nucleotides. It is a transcript of the gene CDC27, whose product is annotated as anaphase promoting complex subunit. Bases 1 to 1929 code for a protein of 642 amino acids. The record is from RefSeq and is a predicted model, not a curated record. NCBI's taxonomy places the organism in Eukaryota, Fungi, Ascomycota, Pichiomycetes, Serinales, Debaryomycetaceae. Gene Ontology annotation, molecular function: protein binding. The transcript has a single exon. Gene Ontology annotation, biological process: cell division.